Racocetra fulgida is the source of this 164-nucleotide messenger RNA. NCBI's taxonomy places the organism in Eukaryota, Fungi, Glomeromycota, Glomeromycetes, Diversisporales, Gigasporaceae. The record is from the annotation of a GenBank genome assembly.
AAAAAUUAGAAAUGAAUAAAGAAAUAGAAGAAGAAAGAUUUGAAGAAGAAGAAGAAUUAGAAGAGAAGAUAAAAAAAUUAAAAGAGAAAUUAGAAAAGAAGGAAGAAGAAGAAUUAGAAAAGGAAGAAAAAGAAAAAUUAGAAGAAAAAGAAGAAAAGAAUUAG